GCAGGCAGCAGUUCACCUCGUGACUUCCCAAAUGUUACACUUCACUUUCGCCCUCUUUCAUCACCGCCUGCAGCUUUGACAGCAAAGCUUCAUAAUGAACGCCUUGCUUUUGUUUGCUUUGGUGUCCGCAGCUUCAGCUUUUUAUCUUUCUGAACAAGAUGAGUUUCACUUCAAGUCAUGGAUGGCACAGCAAAACAAAGUGUACAGCUUGAAGGAAUACUAUGAGAGACUCCAGAUAUUCACUGAGAACAAGAGGAGGAUUGACAAACACAAUGAAGGAAAUCACUCUUUCACAAUGGGGCUGAACCAGUUUUCAGACAUGACAUUCAGUGAAUUUCGGAAGUCUUUCCUCUGGUCUGAGCCACAGAACUGCUCUGCCACAAGAGGGAACUACCUCAGUAGCAACGGACCAUAUCCAGACUCCAUUGACUGGAGGAAUAAAGGGAAUUAUGUGACAGAUGUGAAGAAUCAGGGAGGUUGUGGCAGUUGCUGGACAUUUUCAACAACCGGCUGUUUGGAGUCUGUUACCGCUAUCACCCAUGGGAAACUCGUACCACUGUCAGAACAACAGCUGGUGGACUGUGCCCAGGACUUCAACAACCAUGGAUGUAAUGGCGGUCUUCCAAGUCAAGCUUUUGAAUACAUCAUGUACAGUAAGGGACUGAUGGCAGAGACGGACUACCCAUACACAGCUAUUGAAGGUGUUUGCAAGUAUGACCCAAAAGCGGCAAUCGCUUAUGUGAGAGAGGUGAUGAACAUAACUGCAUACGAUGAGAUGGGAAUGGUUGAUGCUGUCGCCACACGAAAUCCUGUCAGCUUUGCCUUUGAAGUGACCCCGGACUUCAUGCAUUACCACCAGGGCGUAUACACCAGCACCAAAUGCGACAACACCACAGACAAGGUUAACCAUGCAGUGCUAGCAGUCGGGUAUGGAAAGGACAAUGGCAGCCCUUACUGGAUAGUAAAGAACUCAUGGUCAUCCGACUGGGGGAUUAAUGGAUAUUUUCUCAUUGAACGUGGGAAGAAUAUGUGUGGACUUGCUGCCUGCUCAUCUUUCCCAGUGUUGUGAUUUCUGCAUCAUCGCAAAAUACAAAAGGACUGAAAAGGGAACGGAAUUCAACUACUUUUUAAAAUUGUUGUUAUAUAUGGUAAUUUUUAUAGAAUCAGCAGCCUGAAUUGCUUUCAUGUAGGGUGGGUCUUUUCACAAUGAAGCAAGUCUCAGCAUCCAGUAAAACACCAUGACAGAUCAAUACAUAUCAGUUUAUCACUUAAGAACCAAUGAUUCAAUUUACAAAUAAAAUCUUUUAAAUCUG
This is a messenger RNA of Seriola aureovittata, 1313 nucleotides long. RefSeq names its product cathepsin H (gene ctsh). Gene Ontology annotation, molecular function: cysteine-type endopeptidase activity. The transcript is spliced from 12 exons. Gene Ontology annotation, biological process: immune response. Gene Ontology annotation, cellular component: lysosome. The coding region runs from base 95 to 1069 and encodes 324 amino acids. The record is from RefSeq and is a predicted model, not a curated record. Lineage: Eukaryota; Metazoa; Chordata; Actinopteri; Carangiformes; Carangidae.